AUGGUGCUACAAUAUCCGCGAAGUGCAUCUACUGCUGUGGGGCGACAUCGAGUACCCUUACGGUCCCUUAGACCACAUAGGCUGGCCAAACAAGUCUGGGGUAACAUACCAUCAUUUGAUGGAGCUCUUUGGCGCUUUGUCUGCUCACCUGUUGGCUUUCUAUUAUGGCCGGGCCGCCUCCUCCAUUCUAUCAGAGAUCUAGCAUCUUUGGAGAAGGUGGAGGUCCUGCAUUUGUAUAAUGUAGAGGAGAUAUUGAAGAGGAUUGCCAAUUGUAAUCCCAGCAGAUGGCGGGUUGGUGUACGGACAGCAGAGGAAAUGUUGACAGGGGUGAAGGAGGCGUUUGUUCAGGAGGAACAGUAUGCAAGUGAAGAUGAGGCAAGUGAAGAUGAGGCAAGUGAAGAUGAGGCAAGUGAAGAUGAGGCAAGUGAACAUGAGGCAAAUGAGGAAGAAGCGAGUGAAGAGGGGGUGAGUGUAGAAGGGGCAAGUGAAGAGGGGGCAAGUGAAAAAGAGAAGAAGUCAUUGAGCGUGUCUUUUCACCCUGCAGCGGCCUUCUACAAAACUUUCGGCUCAUACGGACACAGCCAGAAGGAGGCAUGGUAUAGGUCAAUAGUCUCAGAACCUUUGGCAAAGCUCGUUGCUCUCAGACAGAAGUUGGCGGAUAGGACGGGGGAGCCACUUGACUACUUCUCGGGCCUGAGCAAAAAGAAUGUCGAGACAAUCCUUGAUACCUACAAGGGCUAG
This is a messenger RNA of Cryptococcus amylolentus CBS 6039, 741 nucleotides long. RefSeq lists its product as hypothetical. Bases 1 to 741 code for a protein of 246 amino acids. The record is from RefSeq and is a predicted model, not a curated record. Lineage: Eukaryota; Fungi; Basidiomycota; Tremellomycetes; Tremellales; Cryptococcaceae. The transcript has a single exon.